Suillus clintonianus is the source of this 2409-nucleotide messenger RNA. RefSeq lists its product as uncharacterized. Lineage: Eukaryota; Fungi; Basidiomycota; Agaricomycetes; Boletales; Suillaceae. The transcript has 7 exons. Bases 1 to 2409 code for a protein of 802 amino acids. The record is from RefSeq and is a predicted model, not a curated record.
AUGGCUGAAUGGUAUGCUUCUUGGGAGGGAGUACUGACUCUCCACAAAGAUCAGUUUGUAAAUGAGAAGAAUUCCCGUCAGAAUCUCCUAAGACAGAUCCGCAAUGAAAUUGUCGCAAUUCAUCACACAAGACAGGAUUCCGAGGAUUUACCAAAGGGAUUGAAAAAGGCUAUCAGGAGGUACUACCUCCAGUUCUUAACGGACGCUGAUGAUCGACAUGCUGAGCAAGAGGUCUUGGGUGAGCCGGAGGAAGAACCAUCUGGCGUGUCCCCUGAGGACAGAGAAUUGGCGGCUCGUCCUAAGGACGCAGGGUUCUACAAGAAGGAGCUUAAUGCUUGGGACGUCGCGCAGAAACUCUUCAAGCAGGAGAUGGACGACUAUGAUAAGGAGCAGCAACAGAAGAAAGGCGUGCAACAUUCUAUUAAGUAUAGGACUGGACAUGCGAGGGAGUGGUUCAACAACAUGACUUCUGCACAUCGGAAGGAGGUUGAGGAGGCGAGGGACAAAUGGAAUAGGGAAGGUGCCCCAGUAUCGAAAGAAAAGCCUCAAAAAGUUCUCGACGAUUUUACAGAACAGAUGCGGCGUUCUAUGGGUUGCCGAGUCGUGAUGUUAGUCAGUCACAAGAAAAAUGCCGAUCAGACAUUAAGUGUCAAGAUUCAUGAGUCUCAGCCUGUCAAUCACAAGAAACCGUUUAGCCUGAGUUCUCGAGGAAGCAAAGAGUGGACAUCCGAAGGGUUUGAAAAAUAUGCCGAGUGGUCGAAGGAAGAAUUUUACCCCACCAAUGAUGAUGAUGACUCCUCCGAUGAAGACAGUAAAGAUGGAAAAGAUGCGAUACCUGAAGUCAUCUUGGACGAGCACGGGUUUGCAAAGCUCCCUUCCCGUAAAGGAGUGAGCCUCAGGGGGCAACAAGAGUUGGUUCGGCAAAUUUUUCAUGCAUCUUACAAAGUCUUCACUGGUAGCAAAAAGCCAGUACCUUGGCUCUCGAUUGCCGGCAACCUUUUGGUGUACCUGGAUCCAGACUCCAUCCCUGAUGGUUUCGUCGUGCAAGAUCCGUCUCAUUUGAAGGCGCAGGAAAUAAACCAUCUUUGGGGCCAUUGGGAAGACAGGAAGGCCUCGAAACAGAAACUGGUUAUUUUUGUCGGGGCCGUGAGUUCCCACAUGAACAAGUCCCUGCUCGUCAAUGCUGUCUAUGUAGGCGAGAAAAAAUCAAAAAAGAAGUAUGUACCGGUCGACACUGAUGAUGAAGAGGAGGCUUCAGCGGCGCCUACGUCCACGAAACGUACAAGACAGCUGGCCGAGGCUAAGGCUUCCUCCAAGCCCAAGGCCAGCACAAGGCCCACCAAGAAUUCAAGACCGCAGACCCAGGACAGCUCCGAGGAUAGCUCUGAUGAUAAUCUCACUCCAUCGACAGGGCUGGUUAAGCGACCAUCAGUUGGUCAAGAAGUCGUGCGCACACCAGCCACUGUGCCAAAGAAGGAUCGGAUGUCAUUCUUACGGUCUCUCAGCAGCCACGACGAAUAUCUACUUUUGAUUUCACGUCUCGGUGACUUGAAAAAGGAACGAAGCUCUGAGGCAAUGGAAUGGCCCGCUUGGGCGACAUGGAGUUGGGACAGAUCACACCUUCCGAAUAGUGUGCACUCAGACGAGCGUGAGUUGAACAAGUUCUUGGAGAUAGUCCUCUCUGCAAAGAUCUCUGGCUUGGAAUCAGCCAUGAAGGUCAGCCUAGGUCUUGGGAUGCUGCUAAGAGAAUGCAAGCGAGUUAUCGAAUAUGAGGAGGACGAAGCUACCCUGAACACCCCCUCUUACCUUGGCACCUCUAUUUUGAGUAUCAAGACCCACGACCUCGUCAUAGAGGCAAUCAAUACAGCCAGAGGUGGGGUUAUGCGGAUGCUCAAGGCGAAGGAAGGACAACAUGCUGCCAUUGCUGAGGCUGCUGGUGGUGAAGAACACGGAGCUGAUACUGCCAUUCGGACGAUUUCAACCAGGGAAGAGAAAGAGGAUGAGGGGACGGAAAUGGAGGCAGAUGAGUUGACAAGGAAGGUUGACAAGGAGUCGCGGGAGGUGGAGGAAGAGAAGAAGAAAAUGGUGAUGCUGCAGGAGGACAUGAGAAAGCUGGAGGAGAGAAAGCGAGAGCUGGAGGAGUACAACCAGAAGCUGUUGAAACUGGUGGAGAUCGAAAUGGACAGCGGUGGUAAGGAUGAUAUGGAAGAUAAGGAACAGCGUGGUGAGGAGGAGGAGGAGGAGGAGGAGGAGGAGGAGGAGGAGGAGGUCGUCGUCGUCGUCGUGCAGAAAGGGAAGAAAAGAGGAAAAUCUGGGGGAUCUGGAAGACCAUCCAAAAAGGCUACCACUGACAAUAUUCGUCGAUCCAGCAGACCCAGGCAACCCUCAAAAAAGGCCAUGCGAAAGUGA